Esox lucius (northern pike) is the source of this 3551-nucleotide messenger RNA. RefSeq names its product forkhead box O1 a (gene foxo1a). Gene Ontology annotation, biological process: regulation of transcription by RNA polymerase II. Gene Ontology annotation, molecular function: DNA-binding transcription factor activity, RNA polymerase II-specific; RNA polymerase II cis-regulatory region sequence-specific DNA binding. The transcript is spliced from 4 exons. Gene Ontology annotation, cellular component: nucleus. Lineage: Eukaryota; Metazoa; Chordata; Actinopteri; Esociformes; Esocidae. Bases 366 to 2369 code for a protein of 667 amino acids. The record is from RefSeq and is a predicted model, not a curated record.
GACAUUCAACAGGCGAGUGAACUGCGCGGACCGGACAGAAUAACAGCAACUGGAUUUUAAAAACAACAGUUAGAUAAACAGUUUUUUUUAAAUUCUUAUAGUUUAUCAUUUCUAUUCGAUUAUAAUAAUAUAUUUAUUUUUCGUCGUCGACUUAGAUGUAUUUGUGUUGUGUGCCUUGAUUUGUGACUUUACAUCAAUGUAUUAUUUUAGUCUUGAAGGAUAGUUUUUUUCAGGUGGUCGACUAGGCUACUCUACCCCCUAUUCGGUUUUGUUUACUUGCUCACUACUUCAUAUUACCCGCUGUGUAUGAGUAACUUCCUCAAAACUAUUUCUAUGUGAUAUUUUACGCUAUUAUUGUUUCUGUCAUGGCCGAGGCUGCCCAACAACAAAUGGUGGAUAUCGAUCCGGAUUUUGAGCCUCUCACCCGGCCCCGCUCCUGCACUUGGCCCCUGCCGCGUCCAGAGUUUACCAACCCGGGUGACUCUAACACCUCGUCUCCCGCCACUUCUGUCAAACAGGAGCCAGGCAUCAACUCCGACUUUAUCUCCAAUCUAAGUUUAUUAGAAGAGACUGAAGACUAUCCCGAAGAUGAGCAGAAACCCACCAUCCUGUGCAGUGAUUUUCAGUGUCAGGAGAAUUGUAUCCACGACCACCAGCACCACCAACAUCCCCACCAGCAGCAUCAGCAGCAGCACCACUCGGGUAACAGUCCCCAACUCCCGCAACAGCAGCAACAGGUGCCGCUGCUUUCUCCGGUUGGUUCAACAUCUUCCGCCGCUGCCCAGCGAAAGAGCAGCUCGUCUCGGCGUAACGCCUGGGGGAAUAUGUCCUAUGCUGACCUCAUUACUAAAGCUAUCGAGAGCACCCCGGAGAAGAGGCUCACAUUGUCUCAAAUCUAUGAGUGGAUGGUGAAGUGCGUGCCAUAUUUCAAGGACAAGGGGGACAGCAAUAGCUCUGCGGGAUGGAAGAACUCCAUCCGUCACAACUUGUCCCUGCACAGCCGGUUCAUUCGUGUGCAGAAUGAGGGGACAGGGAAGAGUUCCUGGUGGAUGCUGAACCCAGAGGGAGGGAAGAGUGGGAAGUCCCCCCGGAGAAGAGCUGCCUCCAUGGAUAACAACUGCAGCAAAUUCACCAAGAGCAGAGGACGGGCCGCUAAGAAGAAGCUAUCUCUCCAGGGUUGCUCUGAUGGGGGAGGAGAGAGCCCAGGAGGUGGGCCCUUCUCCAAGUGGCCUGUCAGCCCAAACUCCCACAGCAACGAGGACUUUGACGUCUGGAGCGGCUUCCGGCCGCGCACCUCCUCUAACGCCAGCAACCUUAGUGGCCGGCUCUCCCCCUUCCUGCCGGAGGAUGACCUUGGAGACGGGGAUGUGCACAUGGGCUACCCAGGAUCCUCUGGGGCAAAGAUGACAGGCACACUGCCUAGCCUAUCAGAGAUGGCAAGUUCUCUAGGUCACCACCACAACUCAGAGAACGUCAUGGAGAACCUGUUGGAUAACCUGAACCUGCUGUCCCCUAAAAACCCCCAGGUGGGGGGAGGAGGGGGAGGGGGGAAGGGUCCUGGUUCCUCACAGAACUCUCCGUCCCCCCUGAUGCAGGCUAGCCCCGGGGUGGUGUACCCCCCCUACUCCUCUCCCUCCAUGGUCUCCCAGCAACAACCCCAGCCGGACUACAGAAAGUGUUUGUAUGGACAGAAUGCCAUCUCCCCGAUGCAGGGUCUGGGGUACAGUUGCCCUGCUGGCCUCCUGAAGGAACUGCUGACCUCCGACACUGACACUCACGAGGACAUGACACCUCCAGUGGACUCGGGCGUCUCCCAGUCCCUCGCUGCACACAGCAGCAUUCUGCCUCCCUAUAAUACAUCCCAGCAUGGAAGAGGAGGUGGAGGAGAAGGGAGGAGCCACAGUCUGCCUCACCCACACAGUCAAGCCCCACCUACCCCUGUCUCCUCAAUGAACAGCCGUGCGCUGAUGUCGCUGAGCAGCAUGAGCCACGGAGGAGGAGGGGGUAAUGGAUCUCGUCUGGGGGGUAAGAACCCGAUGCAGAUGCCCUAUGCUCUUGCCAGCCAUCUGGGAGCAGGGGGGAUACCUGGUGGGUUCUGCCCACACAGCACCAACGGCUUUGGGCGUCCCAGCUUGGGUCUCCCCCCUGCGCCACACCACCACCUUCACCACCAUCCCCACCAGGAGAAGCUGCCCAGUGAUCUGGAUGACAUGUCAAUUGAGAGGUUUGAAUGUGACAUGGAGUCCAUCCUCCAUGACACCCUGAUGGAUGGUGACUCACUGGAUUUCAACUUUGAACCGAUGGUGACAUCACAGGGGUUCACGACCCAUGCCGUCAAGACAACAACACAUAGCUGGGUGUCUGGGUGAAGAAGGUGGUGGAUUGACCCAUUCGCUCUUGUAAACAACACACACACACACAGGUUUUUUGGAGUAGAGGACAGUCAACACCUUAUCUUCUGUAUGCUGCAAUUCUCCAAGUUGGUGUUUGUUACAGGGUCAUUAACUCUUACGGGGAUAGUUCAGCUCUUAGUCCUCUCCCCAUCAGUGUCCACUAUAAAGAAGGUAAGAGGUCUAUCCUGCGAACCAGUUUUAACUAGCAUUAGCACAUUGAGUGGAAGUCAACAGGUUAAGAUAACAUGCCAUGGGUUCCAACAGACUUCCAGGUAAUGUGUUAUUGCUGGUUAGCAUUUGUGCUCAAACUACCUCUGACUUCCUUUAUGCGGGGUACUGACUGGACUUUGGGGAGGAGGAGUUGAGACUUUUACUACUAAUAUCCUGAACUACCCUUUCAACCGUCUCAGAAUCACCAUGGAAACUGACACACCAAAGACACCUCCCUCACCCUUUUUCUCGAUCUGCCAACUGUGCCCUAGUCAGUGACAUGCAUAAUCAUCAUUAUUACCGUCACAUUCAUAAUCGUCACAAGGCUUUGCUUGGUCCCAGAAGAUAGACAGGACUCUACCAACUAGCCAUUUUACAUUAUUUACAGUUGUGAACUUUUUCUGACUCGGAGUCUGCUGUAUAAAGUCCGGCUUUCAAAUCUACUGUUUAUGAAAACCUCCCUCUGAUGAAAGUACUUGUGUAAAUGCAAACUAAGUGCCAAACUAUUCUGCCUUCAGCCUUGUUGAAGCUAAAUGGAGAUUGCUUUCUGUCUUGUUUCAAAUCUGUUAUUGCUGAUAUUUCAGGUGUGACUUUGCCGUUCUCUCCUAUUUCUAGUGACAACAACAUCACCCACAUAAUGGCUUCAUCUGAAAUGACUUAACCAUCAAUGCCCACAUAAUGGCUUCAUCUGAAAUGACUUAGCCAUCAAUACUCACAUAGUGGCUUCAUCUGAAAUCACUUAACCAUCAAUACCCACGUAAUGGCUUCAUCUGAAAUGACUUAGCCAUCAAUACUCACAUAAUGGCUUCAUCUGAAAUGACUUAGCCAUCAAUACUCACAUAAUGGCUUCAUCUGAAAUGACUUAGCCAUCAAUACUCACAUAAUGGCUUCAUCUGAAAUGACUUAACCAUCAAUACCCACGUAAGGGCUUCAUAUGAAAUGGAACUC